This is a messenger RNA of Oryctolagus cuniculus (rabbit), 3379 nucleotides long. The record is from RefSeq and is a predicted model, not a curated record. Lineage: Eukaryota; Metazoa; Chordata; Mammalia; Lagomorpha; Leporidae.
UUUGUGAGUGAGUGAUUUUCAAAAUUCUCAGUAAUUCUCUUUUUGAGGAGAAUACGUCUAUGGACUGAUAUAAGAAGAUCUAGAAUAAUUUGAAUCAUAAAGCACUGCAAUGGAUAAACUCAGAAUGAUACUACUUGAAGACUCAGGACCUAUUGAUUUUAGAAGAGAUUUUGUCCACUUGCAUCCCUUCACUAUCGCUUUAGUCUCACUUCUCAGUGCCUCCUUCAUCGCCAGUUCUCUUGGUGGAACAGAGAAGCAACUGAGGCUCAUGGCUGGUGAAAACAAUUGUAGUGGGAGAGUAGAAGUGAAAGUCCAGGAGGAAUGGGGCACAGUGUGUAAUAAUGACUGGAGCAUGGAGGAGGUCUCUGUGAUAUGCAGACAGCUCGGAUGUCCAACUGCCAUCAAAGCCCCGAGCUGGGCUAAUUCCAGCGCAGGUUCUGGGCGCAUUUGGAUGGACCAUGUUUCCUGCAGAGGAAAUGAAUUGGCUCUUUGGGAUUGCAAACAUGAAGGAUGGGGAAAGCAUAACUGUACUCACCAACAAGAUGCUGGAGUAACCUGCUCAGAUGGAUCUGAUUUGGAAAUGAGGCUGAUGAAUGGAGGAAACCGGUGCUCAGGAAGAAUAGAGGUCAAGUUCCAAGGCCAGUGGGGAACAGUGUGUGAUGAUAACUUCAAUAUCGAUCAUGCCACUGUGGUUUGCAAGCAACUUGAAUGUGGAAGUGUCAUCAGUUUCCUUGUUUCAGCAAAGUUUGGAGAAGGUUCUGGGCCAAUCUGGUUUGAUGAUCUUGUAUGCAGUGGAAAUGAGUCAGCUCUCUGGAACUGCAAGCACAGAGGAUGGGGCACGCACAACUGCGAUCACGCUGAGGACGCUGGUGUGAUUUGCUCGGAUGGGGCAGAUCUGAGCCUGAGACUGGUAGAUGGAGUCACUGAAUGUUCUGGAAGAUUAGAAGUGAAGUUCCAAGGAGAAUGGGGAACAAUAUGUGAUGAUGGUUGGGACAAGAAGGAUGCCGCUGUGGCUUGUAAACAACUGGGAUGUCCAACUGCCAUCACGGCCAUUGGUCGAGUUAAUGCCAGUGAGGGAUCUGGACACAUUUGGCUUGACAGUGUUUCCUGCAAUGGGUAUGAGUCUGAUCUCUGGCAUUGUAAACACCAAGACUGGGGAAAGCAUUAUUGCAGUCAUCAUGAGGAUGCUGGCGUGACAUGCUCAGAUGGAUCAGACCUGAAGCUGAGACUUGUUGGUGGAGGCAGCCGCUGUGCUGGAACAGUGGAGGUGGAAAUUCAGAAACUUUUAGGGAAGGUGUGCAACAAAGGCUGGACAAUGGAAAAAGCUAAUGUGGUUUGCAGGCAACUGGGAUGUGGAUCUGCACUCAAAACAUCCUAUCAGGUGUAUUCCAAAAUUAAGGCAACAAACACAUGGCUAUUUGCAAGCAGCUGUAUUGGAAAUGAAAGUUCACUUUGGGACUGCAACAAUUGGCAGUGGGGUGGACUUCCCUGUGAUCCCGAAGAAGAAGCCCAAGUCACCUGCUCAGGCCACAGGGAACCCAGGCUGGCUGGAGGGGACAUUCCCUGCUCUGGUCGUGUUGAAGUGAAGCAUGGUGACAAAUGGGGCUCCGUCUGUGAUUCUGACUUCUCCCUGGAAGCUGCCAAUGUGCUAUGCAGAGAGUUACAGUGUGGCACAGCCAUCUCUAUCCUUGGGGGAGCUCACUUUGGAGAAGGAAAUGGACAGAUCUGGGCUGAAGAAUACCUAUGUGAGGGAAAUGAGAUGCAUCUUUCACUCUGCCCAGUAGCACUCCGCACAGAUGGGACUUGCAACCAUAGCAGGGACAUUGGCGUAGUCUGCUCAAGAUACGCAGAAGUUCGGUUGGUGAAUGGCAAGUCAUCCUGUGAGGGAAGGGUGGAGCUCAAAGUGCUUGGGACCUGGGGAGCCCUCUGCAAUUCUCACUGGGACAUAGAAGAUGCCCACGUUCUUUGCCAGCAGCUUAAAUGUGGAGUUGCCCUUUCUAUCCCAGGAGGAGCACAUUUUGGGAAAGGAAGUGGCCAGGUCUGGAGACACAUGUUUCACUGCAGUGGGAUGGAGCAGCACAUAGGCGAUUGUCCUGUAACUGCUCUGGGUGCAUCGCUUUGUACAGCAGGCCAAGUGGCCUCUGUGAUCUGCUCAGGAAACCAGUCCCAGACACUAGCUCCAUGCAAUCUGUCUUCUUUGGCCCCAACAAGCUCUACCAGUCCCAAAGACAGUGCUGUUGCCUGCAUAGAGUUCAUGUCCCUGAGACUGACCAGUGAAAACAGCAGGGAGACCUGCAGAGGGCGUCUGGAAGUUUUUUACAAUGGAGCUUGGGGCAGCGUUGGGAGGAAUAACAUGUCUUCAACCACUGUGGGGGUUGUAUGCCGGCAGCUGGGCUGUGCAGACAAAGGAAACGUCAACCCUGCAUCCUCAGACAAGACACCAUCGAGGCACAUGUGGGUGGACAACAUUCAGUGUCCCAAAGGACCUGCUACAUUAUGGGAAUGUCCAUCAUCUCCAUGGAAGCAGAGAGUGGCCAGCCCCUCAGAGGAGACGUGGAUCACAUGUGAGAACAAAAUAAGACUUCAAGAAGGGCCCAACAAUUGUUCUGGACGUGUGGAGGUCUGGCAUGGAGGCUUUUGGGGGACAGUGUGUGAUGACUCCUGGGACAUUGUGGAUGCACAGGUGGUUUGUCGCCAGUUGGGCUGUGGCGAAGCUUUUGAGGCAAUCAAAGAAGCUGGCUUUGGUCUAGGGACUGGACCUAUAUGGCUCAAUGAAGUGAAGUGCAAAGGGAACGAAUCUUCCUUGUGGGAAUGUCCUGCUGGACCAUGGGGGCACAGUGACUGCUGGCACAAGGAAGAUGCAGCUGUAAAAUGCCACCCAGGAUAUUCAGAUACCAAAGGACCACUGAGAAACACAGGUCAUCCAUUCCUUAUUGCAUUUGGAAUCCUGGGAAUCAUUCUGUUGGCCGUUCUCAUUGCAUUCCUCUUGCGAACUCAAAACCGAAAACAAAUACAGCUGCUUACAGUUUUCUCAAGAGGAGAACAUCUUGUCCACCAUGUUCAGUACCAGGAGAUGAAUUCUGGCACCAAUGCAGAUGAUCUGGACCUGCUGACUUCCUCAGGUGCCACUUUGAAAGACACUGAAGAGAAAAAUGAGAAUUUAUAACCCAUAAGUUCAGCCUUUAGGAUGACUUGAUGAAGACCUGAACUUGAAUGAAGCAAGAACAUACCUUGUUCACUGAAGAUUAUAGUUGCAUUUAAAGCCCUUUCUUUGCUAGUAUUCAAAGACUAUUGUUGAAUUUACAAAAAUUAAUUUUGUGAAUGUAACUGUUUACUAGUAUACAUAAGACUUUUAAGAGAAUUAAAUUUUUAAAAAUUA